Messenger RNA from Drosophila rhopaloa, 2556 nucleotides. RefSeq names its product chromatin assembly factor 1 subunit B (gene Caf1-105). Bases 102 to 2387 code for a protein of 761 amino acids. Gene Ontology annotation, molecular function: protein binding. Gene Ontology annotation, cellular component: nucleus; CAF-1 complex. Gene Ontology annotation, biological process: nucleosome assembly; DNA replication-dependent chromatin assembly. The record is from RefSeq and is a predicted model, not a curated record. NCBI's taxonomy places the organism in Eukaryota, Metazoa, Arthropoda, Insecta, Diptera, Drosophilidae. The transcript has 2 exons.
UAUUCCGAUGACCGAUGGUCACACUUUUAGGCGCGAAUUUUUCCGCAUAAAAUAAUUUCUCGCACUUCAAGCAGUAAACAGUGGCUAAUUAAGUAAACAAGAUGAAGUGCAAGAUACCCGAAAUCUCCUGGCACAACCGCGAUCCCGUGCUAAGCGUGGAUAUUCAGCUGAACGGUCAGGGAUUGCGAUCGCCGGCGAUUUGUCGCCUUGCGUCCGGGGGAACAGAUGCUCAUGUCCUCAUUUGGUAUGUGAAUCGCUGCGAUAACGCCGAGGGCUUGGAUUUGGAACUGGCCGCCGAACUGUCUCGGCAUCAGCGUGCCGUCAACACGGUCCGCUGGUCACCCAAUGGGGAACUCCUGGCCUCCGGCGAUGAUGAGAGUGUGGUCUUUAUCUGGAAACAGAAGGCCGACCACGAAGUUAUCAACAUAGUGGACGCCGAUGGCUGCAGCGAACAGGACAAGGAGGUCUGGAUGACACUGAAGGUUCUGCGCGGCCAUCGCGAGGAUAUCUACGACCUCAGCUGGGCGCCCAACUCACUGUUCCUGGUCACCGGAUCUGUGGACAACACAGCGAUGCUGUGGGACGUGCACAAGGGCAAGUCGCUGGCUAUUCUCGAUGACCACAAGGGAUAUGUCCAGGGCGUGGCCUGGGAUCCCUGCAAUCAGUACAUCGCAACAAUGAGUACCGACAGGCAAAUGCGCAUAUUUGAUGUAAAUACUAAGAGAGUGCUGCACCGUGUGAGCAAGUGUGGAUUUCCAGUGAAAGAGGGUCACGAGAUGCACGGCAAAAGCAUUCGUUUGUACCAUGAUGGCACAUUACAGACCUUUUUCCGUCGUUUGUGCUUCACUCCCGACGGCAAGCUGCUUCUUACACCGGCGGGAAUCACCGACUACGACGGCGUGGUAAAGCCUAUUAACACAACAUACGGAUUCAGUCGCUAUGAUUUAUCAAAGCCCGCCUUUGUGCUGCCCUUUCCUAACGAGUACGCGGUGGCGGUGCGCUGCUCUCCGGUUCUGUAUCGUCUGAGACAGUACAAUGCGGAGAAGAAUCCGCCUAUCAUCUCGUUGCCGUACCGCAUGAUCUAUGCCGUGGCCACAAAGAACGCGGUGUUUUUCUACGAUACCCAGCAGUCGGUGCCGUUUGCAAUUGUCUCGAACAUCCACUACAGCAGGCUCACGGAUCUGACCUGGUCCAGUGACGGCACUGUUCUGAUCGUGUCCAGUACCGAUGGCUUCUGCUCGCUGCUGACCUUCGAGCCGAAUGAGCUUGGUGAGCGGUACGAGGACAUGGAAGCAGUGCUGAGCGCUGCCCUUAAAUCGUCAGAGAAUGUGCCGCUGCCGAAGAAAAAGAAGCACAAGCUCCGCAAGGCAUCGUCCGAUGAGGUGGCACCCACUCGGAAACCACUGCAGGAGAAGACCAAACCGAAUACUAAUAGGAAGGCUGCUGGAUCAGGGAUAAAAGAGGAAGGGGAGAUUGAUAUGGAUGCUGAAAACGAUUCUUCCAUGCACAGUGCUAGUUCAUCCAGCUCAAACAGUCCCAAAACAAAAGGCAAGGACGAUGUAAAGCCCACACCCAUUGCCUUCCGGCGUUCGCCCCGUAAAGUUACGGUCGCACCCACGCCAAUUGCUAUACGCAGAUCUCCGCGUAAGCCGGAAGAUGGGAAGGGGAUCAAAUUAUGCAAGCCCACAGAUGAUGCUAAAGCCCCCGCUCCACAAGCAUUGAUUUCUCGCUCGCCAAAAAAAGUAGAGAGCACAGAGGUCACGGCAGCAACUGCGUCCGUAAAACGCAAGAUCAGUACUGAGGCAGUGCCUCCAACAGAGACAUCACAAUCGGCAAUCCCGGUUAUCGACAAGGAGAUCAUAAGUUCCGAUGAAAAGUUCGAGUCGCCCGAAAAGAAGUCCCGGCCCGCUACGCCCAUACAAGUGCGUCGCCAGCCCCGAACUCCCGGCAGCUCAAGCCACUUCAACCUGACGCCGAAGAGCCAGCCCGCCAAGCAAGCCACUCCUAUAGCUGUGAGGCGAACUCCCCGCGUACUUGUCGAAAUGCCCGUCAACUCGCCUGUGGGGCCUAUGGAGGAGGCCAUGGAUGCCUGGCCCCUCGAGGAGGGCAUUGCACCUCUGCCAACGGAGAAAAAGGAUUCCCAAGAGCCUUUGCCGGAGCCCAAGAAGACGGAAUUAAAUCAGUCUGUGGUAAUCGAAGCCAGCGAAGUCACCUGCGAGCGAACCGAGGACAUGCGUCUCGUCUACGAGGACACACAGGAGGAGGCAACUGUAACCCCAUUGAAGGUGUUGGAAUCGGCACCUUCCACGCCCAACAACAAAACUCCCCGGCGAGUGUCCCUGCGAACCAUCUCGACUCCCAAAUCGAAAAAAAAACUUUUAGAGUAGAAAAUGCAAUAGACUAGUCAUAACAAAUUUUAAUUAGAGGAAUUCCUGAAACUAAUUAUGAUUAUGUAGCAUAUUGGGGUUACCCCAUGAAUUUUGUUUAAAAAAAAUAAUCACCAGAUUCCCUUUAUAAACUAUUACAAAAUAAAAUACCAGAAAAGGUUAAAAGGAA